UGGUCUUGGUGCACAGAGGCUCUCGUUCACACCCGGGUCACUGAGAACGUUGCCGAUACUAACUCAAGAGUUAAUAUAAAACAUGCUGCAAUUCCGUGAGUAACCGAAGUGAUAACCCCGCUGGUAGCGCAGAAAGGGGGUAGCCUUCCAUGAAUUGUGGAGGAGGUAUGAAUCGGUAGGGGAGGAAUUUCCCAGUGGUUGCCACACAGGCCAGACGCUCGCAAAUUGCACGCAUUUUUCUUUUCCGGAUAGACAGCGUACCCUCAUUCGGAGUAUUUGUUUUCACCCGCCAUGGGUCGAGUUGUUUUCGACAGCAGUUGUAAACCUUUUAUUACCGCGAAACGGUCGGCACAUUUCCUGUUUUAAUUGUGUUGUUUACACCGUUGGCUUGAUUCGGGGUGUGUGCAGAGGAGCGAGGCGCUGGGCUGAUUCAUUAAUGGACAGACUGCAGCGAUCGAAAGAGGAAGGCAAUGGAGUACAUGUUCACGCAAAAUAUCGAUAACGCCAGGUUGGAAUUGCUGCUGGAACAUAUGAACGUGAUGGAUGUCCUAGGGGCGCUCUACCCUUUGGAGGACACGGCACUGUACCGGGACAACCUGCUCUCGCUGGCGCAGCACUCGGGUGAAGACAUUUUAGAGAACGGGGCCAGGGACGGGCAGCAGCCGCCUUUCCUCGCCUCUGUCAGAUAUGGCACAGUGGAGGAUUUACUUAACUUUGCAAAUCAGGUGUCCAAUACUUCCCGCAGUCUCUUCCAACACUUCCGAAACCGCGAGGCAGGAGUGAUAUUAAACAAGAAGGAUAUAGCUAUUAAAAAUGGACACUAUCAGGUCGAUUCUGAAGUAUUCUUGUUUCCAUGGAAAUUUGCCCAUAGGAACAUUGGUCCUGGUUACAUUCCUCGAGGUACUUUUGGAAAGUGUCACCUUGCACAGGACAGAGAGACAAAGAAGCGAAUGGCAUGCAAAUUAAUUCCAGUGGAAUUUUUCAAGCCUGCUGACAUACAAAUCCAAGCACAGUUCCGCCAUGAGAACAUUGCAGAGUUAUAUGGAGCCUUGCUGUGGAAUGAGACCAUACACCUCUUCAUGGAGGCAGGAGAGGGAGGCUCCAUCUUGGAAAAAUUAGAAAGCUGUGGGCCUAUGAAGGAAUUUGAAAUCAUAUGGUUGACCAAACAUGUCCUCAAAGCACUUGACUUUCUGCAUUCCAAAAAUGUCAUCCAUCAUGACAUUAAGCCCAGCAAUAUAGUUCUCAUGUCAACCAAGGCAGUGCUGGUAGAUUUUGGUCUCUCUGUCCAGAUGACUGAAGAAACCUACAUUCCCAGAGAUAUUCGAGGAACAGAGUUCUAUAUGAGUCCAGAAGUUAUUACCUGCAGAGGCCAUUCAACAAAGUCAGACAUCUACAGUCUUGGUUCUACUAUCAUCCACAUGCAGACUGGGAAUCCACCCUGGGUGAAGAGGUAUCCUAGGUCAGCUUACCCAUCAUAUCUGUACAUUAUCCACAAGCAGGCUCCACCAUUAGAAGACAUUGCGGAGGACUGCAGCCCUGCCAUGAGGCAGUUUAUUGAAGCCACGUUGGAGAGAAACCCAAAGCAAAGGUGGUGUGCAGGAGAGCUGUUGAAGCAUGCAGCGCUGAGCCCACCUCCUGAAGAUCAACCACGCUGCCAGAGCCUUGACUCUGCUCUCUUCGAAAUCAGCCGCACCUUCAGGAGAAAAGAGCUGGAGUUACCUGAACAAAUUUGUGAUACUUCUGUGAGCAGCGCUGAAGAAUCAACUGUAGGAAAAAGGAAUCGCUCUCUCUAUAUUGACCUGGGUGCCUUGGCUGGAUACUUCAACAUAAUCAGGGGUCCUCCUGGAUCAGAAUACGGCUGAUUGUGAAACCAGCAGACUAAGGGAUAUCUAAAGUGUUGUGAAGAACAAAUGGCAUCAGGUUUCUGCUGUCCUGCUAUAGAAUCAGAGGAGUUGGCCUGAGGGUAGGGCAGAGACCACUGAAUGUUUCACCAAUGUGAUUAUAGCAUGAAGAAAAAAUAGUGUUUUUUUUAUUUAAAAUUUCUUUCUACUUCUAAUGUAUUUUGUUGGUUAACAUCCCCUUGCUGUAUGUUUUCUUAGUUUGAAAGGUGCAGUGAUGGAAGAGUGCGUUGUAAGGAAAGUGAAUGAUGCUUGAGUGUCUUCCACAACAAAAGCACUAUCCUUUCCUUUCUCCUGUUACGUGUAAUGGUUUGGUUGAUGGAUUAAUGCUCCCUCUCCCUCUUUUUGCUUUCAGUGAUCAUCGCUGAUUAAUGUAUUUCUCUAAUGGAAAAAUUACUCAAAAUGAUGAGAGUUAGACUUGUCAAAAUACAUGUGUUCCUAUGGAAACAAGAGCAUGUAUGUAAUAAAUGCCAUGCAGGUGACUAAAUUGCACACAAAGUGUGCUGUGGGUUUACAGUAACCCUGUAGCUCUGUAAACAUUAUGAGCUGAUAGUUCUGUACACCCUAUGGGAUGGGUUAGCCUCUGCUUUGUUCUGCAAAGGGCUAGUUAAGCAAUAAUGGAAACAUAACAUGCAUUAGCACUAUGUUAUAUGUCAUAGUCAUGCUACUUCAUCUGCUCAAAGGUAAAAAAAAGGUUCUCCUUAUUACUGAGGUAGCAUAUUUAUGUAUCAUAACUUCUACCAUGUUAUUAUCCUAUUUUAAUAAUGUUUUUACUAAUUAGCACUUUUUGUUUACUGUUAGAAAGGCUGAAAAUUUGCAGCUGAACCAAACUAAUGUUAACUAUUGUGUUGGUACCUGCAGUAUUCGAAUCAGGGUGUCUGCACAGGCAGUUAUGGUGGUGUACUGGUUAUGUUACUGGACUGGUUAUCUAGUAGCCUGGAUUAAUAAUCCAGUGAAGAUGUGACACUUUGAGAAUUUAAAUUCACCAAAUGUGAAAUCUAGAAACAGAAGGUUAGUGGCAGUAAAAGUGACCAUGAAGCUGUUGGGUUGCCAUUAAAAACCCAACUGGUUCACCAGCGUCCUUUAGAGAAAGAAACCUGCCGCCCUUACCAAGUCUGGUGCAGCUACUCCAGUGCCCCACCAAAGCGACUGCCUCUGAACUGCCCACUGAAGUGACAAAACAAGGCACUCAGCUGUAUCAGACUGCUUAAAAAGACCCGCCACCAUCUUCUUGGGGAAACCUGAGAUGGACAAUAAAUGCUGGUCUCACUGGCAACAUCCAGAGAGUGAAUUGAAGAAAUGUCUCGCUGAAAAGACAUGACCUUUCUAAACAUUUGAAUACAGGCCUGAAUCUUCCACGGGGUGGCAAUCACCGUCAGAUUGCCACUCCAUUCCUACUUUCCCGCGCCACUCUGGAGCUCCGUAUUUCUGGCCGGGACCUCCGAUCCUGCCUUCUUCAGAAAUGCAGAGUGUACCUUCAGUUCAACUUCCUCUUAGUGCUGGAUUGUCGGGGGAAAACAAGCCACACCCUGUUUUUACGCCACUAGCUGCCGUAUUCUGGUAAGUGUUCAUUAACACACUGAAAAGCUGAGACAUUUAAACAACUUUUCAGUGUGUUAGUGAAUGUGCGAAUGGGUGAGUGAAUGGGUAGGAAAGGGAGUUGGGCGGGUGUGGCAAGUGGGUAAGGGGGCAGGGUAGCAUCUGAGCAGGGUGGUGAGAUGAGGUCCGGUUGGGUCGGGAGAACUGGGGUGGUGGUGGCUAGUCAGGUCAGGUCGGGGGAAUCAGGGGAGUUGCUUGUCAGGGGAGA
Carcharodon carcharias (great white shark) is the source of this 3705-nucleotide messenger RNA. It is a transcript of the gene map3k8, whose product is annotated as mitogen-activated protein kinase kinase kinase 8. Gene Ontology annotation, molecular function: ATP binding; protein kinase activity. The record is from RefSeq and is a predicted model, not a curated record. NCBI's taxonomy places the organism in Eukaryota, Metazoa, Chordata, Chondrichthyes, Lamniformes, Lamnidae. Bases 471 to 1862 code for a protein of 463 amino acids. The transcript is spliced from 8 exons. Gene Ontology annotation, biological process: protein phosphorylation.